AUGAAUGCAAAUGAUUUAGAUAAGUAAAUUGAGCUCCUGAAAAAUGGAGAGUUACUUAGAGAGAAUGAUAUUAAAAUACUCUGUGCAAGAGCAAGAGAAAUAUUUGUAGAAGAAAGUAACGUGUAAAGAAUUGAUUGUCCAGUGACGAUUUGUGGUGAUAUACAUGGAUAAUUCUAUGACUUACUCGAACUUUUUAAAGUUGGAGGAAACUGCCCUGACGUUAAUUAUUUAUUUUUAGGUGACUAUGUUAACAGAGGACACCACAGUAUAGAAAGCAUAUUGCUACUCUAUGCAUUAAAAGUGAAGUAUCCGGAUAGAAUAACACUUUUAAGGGGAAAUCAUGAAAGUAGAGUUGUAACUUAGGUUUUUGGGUUAUAUGAUGAAUGUUUAAGAAAAUAUGGAAGCUUAAAUGUUUGGAGGUAUAUUACAGAAACAUUUGAAUAUUUAACACUUUCUGCUCUUAUUGAUGAUAAAAUAUUUUGUGCACAUGGUGGUAUCGCUUCUGACAUAAAAAAUUUAGAUGAUAUUCGCUGCUUAGAUAGAGUCAAAGAAAUCCCUUCUUAAGGGGAAAUGUGCGAACUUUUAUGGAAUGAUCCUGAUGAAGAAAAUACUGGAUUUAAAGAGAAUUAAAGAGGAACAGGGAAAACUUUUGGAUAGGACGUAUUUAAAUCUUUUAUGCAUUAAAAUAAUUUGAAUAAAUUGGUUCGCGCUCAUUAAUUAGUUAUGGAAGGCUAUCGAUAGAUUUGGGAUAACAGCAGCUGUACUACAGUAUGGUCAGCACCAAAUUAUUGUUACAGAUGUGGAAACUUAGCAUCCUUAAUGGAAAUAAAAUCAGUAAGCAGCCCUCCUCAAUUCAAGACAUUCGAUGCAGUAGCUGAACAGCUCAAGGGCGCAGGCUAAAAGGUAUCUUCUAAUAUACCUGAUUAUUUUUUAUGA
Messenger RNA from Tetrahymena thermophila SB210, 936 nucleotides. RefSeq names its product serine/threonine protein phosphatase 2A. Gene Ontology annotation, biological process: double-strand break repair via homologous recombination; peptidyl-serine dephosphorylation. The transcript has 9 exons. Gene Ontology annotation, molecular function: protein serine/threonine phosphatase activity. Gene Ontology annotation, cellular component: cytoplasm; nucleus. The record is from RefSeq and is a predicted model, not a curated record. Lineage: Eukaryota; Ciliophora; Oligohymenophorea; Hymenostomatida; Tetrahymenidae.